Messenger RNA from Metarhizium brunneum ARSEF 3297, 1266 nucleotides. NCBI's taxonomy places the organism in Eukaryota, Fungi, Ascomycota, Sordariomycetes, Hypocreales, Clavicipitaceae. The record is from RefSeq and is a predicted model, not a curated record.
AUGAAAGCAUACAUGUACGAUAAUCAACCGCGCUUACCCCACGAUUCCGGCCGAGCCAUCAGCACCGAAGCACUGGGGAAACUAGGCGUGCUAUACUUCCACUUCGCCAAUAUUGCCGAUGUAGACAGACUGGCUGCUGAUCGCGGAUACAAAAAUCGGGAUGAAAUCACAGUCUCGCCUGAAAAAAUGGGCGGCAUGUACGAAGAUAAAGUCAAAAUGUUCUUCAAUGAACACCUGCACGAGGACGAGGAGAUUCGGUAUAUUAAGGGCGGUCAAGGUUUCUUUGAUGUUCGGAGCAAAGAUGAUAACUGGGUUCGAGUGCGACUCGAGAAAGAUGACCUGCUCAUUCUUCCUGCUGGUAUAUAUCAUCGCUUUACCACAGACGAAGCCAAUAUAUUCGGGGGAACUGGCCAUAUGGGCCGGUCACUCGUAAAAUACGCACUGUCUCGUGGGGACUUGGUCACUUCAGUCGGACGAAUCCACGAAUCUAACAUUGAUGACAUUGCAAACAUACAUCAUGACAAUUGCCUUGGAGCCCUUUGCGAUGUACGCUCUCGUGAUUCAGUUGCCAAGGUUGUUCAGGAUGCACUAGAUCGGUUCCGACGGUUUGACGUCGUUGCGAACUGCUCCGGCCACGGAGUCAUUGGUUCGUGCGAGGAUCAGGAUGAGCAUGACCUCCGUAAUCAGUUUGAGACGAAUUUCAUUGGAACGCUUCACAUCAUUCACACCACGCUCCCUUACUUCCGGAGACAGAACAGUGGCCGCUAUCUCAUAUUCAGUUCGACUUCUGGAGCACUUGGAGUUCCAGGGUUGGGGCCUUACUGCGCAACCAAGUACGCUGUUGAAGGUUUGAUUGAAGCAAUGCUAUAUGAGACUGAUUCUUUUAACGUCAGGGCCACGUUAAUUGAGCCAGGUUUGGUGAGACGUGAUGAGCCGGAUACUGGCGAUAGUCCCCUGCCAACCUGGGGUCAUUUUCUCAUCAAGCCCUCAAGUAAUGGAUACGGAAAUGCAACCUCUCCAGCGCUUCACGCGAGGAGAAUGGUACAGUGGCUUGGGGACCGCCAACCGACCAGUGCAGUAAAAUGUGCCGAGCUUGUGUGGCAGCUAGCACACUGCACAUACCCGCCCCUGAGGCUUUUGUUGGGGAGCUACGCAAUUGAGAGCAUUCGGGACAGAAUGCGCUCAGUUACCGAGGAGUUAGAAGACUGGAAACAUCUCAAUUUUGCUACGGCGGGGCAGGAAAGCGAGAGGGACGAUAAAGAAUGA